AGAAGAGGAGGAGGAAGAAGAGGAGCAGAAAGUUCGUCCAAGAAGUGCAGCGGAGAUACCAGCAGCAGGACUACGACAUGUUUCUCUCAUGAGUAGAAGAAGUGGUUCUCUAUAGAAGAAAUAGAAGAUGCAUCGUCCUGCAGACAUGAUGUCUUCUCUGUGCGUGCAAGCGUGCAGGACAACACACCGUUACAGAACUUUCAUGAUGGAGGAAAUCCUCACGGAUCACCAACACCACCACCAACAACAGCAGCAACAACAACACCACCAACAACAACUACUUCAACAUCCACACAAACUUUCUGCUCCCACAGGAGAACUUCUCAAGUUCGGAGUCAACACCCUCUUGUCCACCGCAGCCUUUCACAGCAUGCAUGUGUUAAAGGCGGACCAUGAGAACCUGGUCAAGUUCUCCAUGUCUCCCCUCGGACCUCCGCUGCUGUCCGCCUCCUCGGCCCUGCAGCAGCACGGCGGCGGCGGGGCGUCUCACCACCAUGUGCCACUGGACCUGCACCUCCUGCGGGCUCACGCGGACCUGCAGGACGCCGCCGACGGCAAGAAGAACAAGAAAGGCCGCCGGAGCAGAACCGUCUUCACCGAACUCCAACUUAUGGGUCUGGAAAAACGCUUCGAGAAGCAGAAAUAUCUUUCUACUCCCGACAGAAUAGAUCUUGCAGAGUGUUUGGGCUUGAGUCAGCUUCAAGUGAAAACUUGGUACCAAAACAGGAGGAUGAAGUGGAAGAAAAUGGUGCUGCAGGGAGGCGGCUUGGAGUCUCCGACUAAACCCAAAGGUCGGCCGAAGAAGAAUUCCAUCCCCAGCAGCGAGCAGGAAAGAAAUGUUGCUGCUGCAGAAACGACCAGUCAAGAAUCGAACUCGCACUCGGACCACACGCAGCUGCAAUGACGUCGUCUACACGCAGCUGCAAUGACGUCGUCUACACGCAGCUGCAAUGACGUCGUCACCACGCAGCUGCAAUGAGGUCAUCAACACGCAUCUGCAAUGACGUCAUCACCACGCAGCUGCAAUGAGGUCAACACCACGCAGCUGCAAUGACGUCAUCACCACGCAGCUGCAAUGACGUCAUCAACACGCAGCUGCAAUGACGUCGUCACCACACAGCUGCAAUGAGGUCAUCAACACGCAGCUGCAAUGAGGUCAUCACCACGCAGCUGCAAUGAGGUCAUCAACACGCAGCUGCAAUGAGGUCAUCAACACGCAGCAGCAAUGAGGUCAUCGGCACGUCACCUUUUAACUUGAAACUUGAGGAUCAUUUCAAACAAGAUCCAUAAAUGUAGAUAAUAUUUGUAUAUUUGAUAACUUUAAUCCAGUCCUGAGUCAGCAACUCAACUCUGGUUUGCAGGAUGUCCGUCAUAAUAUUACACACUUUCAUAUUUGUACGUUAAUAUACUUUUUUUCCAUUAAUACGACUACAUCUUAUUCAUUCAUACGACAGUCAAGUCCAACAUUAUUUUCACUUUAACUUGUUUCUGCACUGAUACAUCAUGGUUUAUCUUGUGUACUGUGAUGCUUCUUGUACAACAUGGUAUUAUCAGCAAUGCUUCUGGUACAUCAUGGUAUUAUCAGUAAUGCCUGUUGUACAUCAUGGUAUUAUCAGCAAUGCUUCCUGUACAUCAUGGUAUUAUCAGCAAUGCUUUUUGUACAUCAUGGUGUUAUCAGCAAUGCCUGUUGUACAUCAUGGUAUUAUCAGCAAAAACCGCUGUACCUGCUGUACGUCAUUGUGUUUUCAGCAAUAACUGCUGUACAUCAUGGUGCUAUCAGCAAUGCCUGUUGUACAUCAUGGUAUUAUCAGCAAAAACCGCUGUACAUGCUGUACGUCAUUGUGUUUUCAGCAAUAACUGCUGUACAUCAUGGUGCUAUCAGCAAUAACUGCUGUACAUCAUGGUGUUUUCAGCAUACUCUGCUGUACAUCAUGGUGUUAUCAGCAAUAACUGCUGUACAUCAUGGUGUUAUCAGCAAUGCCUGUUGUACAUCAUGGUAUUAUCAGCAAUACCUGUUGUACAUCAUGGUGUUAUCAGCAAUGCUUGUUGUACAUCAUGGUAUUAUCAGCAAUGCUUCUUGUACAUCAUGAUAUUAUCAGCAAUGCCUGUUGGACAUCAUGGUAUUAUCAGUGAUGCUUCUUGUACAUCAUGGUAUUAUCAGUGAUGCUUCUUGUACAUCAUGGUAUUAUCAGCAAUGCCUGUUGUACAUUAUGGUUUUAUCAUCAAUGCUUCUUAUACAUCAUGGUAUUAUCAGCAAUGCCUGUUGUACAUCAUGGUAUUAUCAGCAAAAACCGCUGUACAUCAUGGUAUCAGAAAUGCCUUUUGUACAUCAUGUUAAUAUCAGCAAUGCCUAUUGUACAUCAUGGUAAAAUCAGCAAUAACUGCUGUACAUCAUGGUAUUAUCAGCAAUGCUUCUUGUACAUCAUGAUAUUAUUAGCAAUGCCUGUUGUACAUCAUGGUAUUAUCAGUGAUGCUUCUGGUACAUCAUGGUAUUAUCACUGAUGCUUCUUGUACAUCAUGGUAUUAUCAGCAAUGCCUGUUGUACAUCAUGGUUUUAUCAUCAAUGCUUCUUGUACAUCAUGGUAUUAUCAGAAAUGCCUGUUGUAAAUCAUGGUAUUAUCAGCAUUGCUUGUUGUACAUCAUGACAUUAUCAGCAAUGUUUCUUGUACAUCAUGGUAUUUUCAUCAAUGCCUGUUGUACAUCAUGGUAUUAUCAAUAAUGCCUCUUGUACAUCAUGGUGUUAUCAGCAAUGCCUGCUGUACAUCAUGGCAUUAUCAGCAAUACUUCUUGUACAUCAUGGUAUUAUCACUGAUGCUGCUUGUACAUCAUGGUAUUAUCAGCAAUACUUCUUGUACAUCAUGGUAUUAUAAGUAAUGGUGCUUGUACAUCAUGGCAUUAUAAGUAAUGCUGCUUGUACAUCAUGGCAUUAUCAGCAAUGCUUCUUGUACAUCAUGGUAUUAUCACUGAUGCUGCUUGUACAUCAUGGUAUUAUCAGUGGUGUUGUGUAGUGUCUGAUGAAAAACAAAGCUGCUUUAUAUAAAAGUUACCUUAAGAGUAUGAAUACUGUCGGGCUUGACUGAAUGAAACAGAUCAUCAGAGAAAUUAUACUUCUAAAAAUGUAAAUAUAUUUGUGUUUACAUCGCAUUAUUUAUAUGAUCUAUACAUAUUGUUCUUGUAUUUUUUCAAACAUUUAAUAUGCAAAAUUCAUACAUGAGUAAUCCAUGAAAAAAAGUCCUGAUUUCAAUGAAAUAUGAUAUGGUUUACAUUACAUAUAUGAUAUGUAUAUUUUAUAUUUUAGUAAGAUGCUUGAUUCUGUGUCUUAGGGGACAUUGUGUUCUUUCAUCUCUUUUGCAUUUCUUCUGUUUAUGAAUGAUUAAAUCUAUUUUUACAAA
This is a messenger RNA of Nerophis ophidion (straightnose pipefish), 3392 nucleotides long. It is a transcript of the gene barx1, whose product is annotated as BARX homeobox 1. The record is from RefSeq and is a predicted model, not a curated record. Gene Ontology annotation, biological process: regulation of DNA-templated transcription. The transcript is spliced from 4 exons. Bases 128 to 904 code for a protein of 258 amino acids. Lineage: Eukaryota; Metazoa; Chordata; Actinopteri; Syngnathiformes; Syngnathidae. Gene Ontology annotation, molecular function: DNA-binding transcription factor activity, RNA polymerase II-specific; sequence-specific DNA binding.